This is a messenger RNA of Amphiprion ocellaris (clown anemonefish), 5865 nucleotides long. It is a transcript of the gene rgs3a, whose product is annotated as regulator of G protein signaling 3a. Lineage: Eukaryota; Metazoa; Chordata; Actinopteri; Pomacentridae. The transcript is spliced from 16 exons. The record is from RefSeq and is a predicted model, not a curated record. Gene Ontology annotation, biological process: signal transduction. Bases 594 to 3833 code for a protein of 1079 amino acids. Gene Ontology annotation, cellular component: plasma membrane; nucleus. Gene Ontology annotation, molecular function: protein binding.
CAGGAGCUACAGUGUGGCCUGAGCAGGCCGAGCCAGCACCAGUCUCGCCUACAUGACGCCGCCACGCUCUCACACAGCUGAUCUCAGCCGCUACUGCAACUUCUGCUGUUCAGGCAACAGAGCAAGGAGCUGCACGGUGCACUACUGGACAGAGUAAACGUGAGAGGAGAAGGAGAGGACGGAGAAGAUAAACAACAGAAGAAAAGGAACUGAAGUUUCAAGGCAGAGAAGUGGAGCACAUGAAGCUGUGGAUGAAAUAAUAGGUACAGACUGCAAACUUGUCAUUACUGACAAACCUUGAAUGGAAAAAAGUGCUGUUGAAGGUCAGUGGCAGAGUGAUUCCAAUUUUGCAGAGAGGACAAGAAUAUUAAAUCGAGACUCAUUUGGGGGAAAGGUGAUUCAGAGCGAAGGCCAAUUUGCCUGAAAAGAUAUCUCAGAGGAGCGCUUUUGUUACACUCGACAGAUUCCUGUUUGUUUUCCCUCAAGGUGAAAAGCAAUAUUAUUAUCAAGAGCCACCUCGGCUUGGACUGUCACCUGGACACCUCGGGACUAGAGUCACCCCAGCAGCUCUUUGGGCAGCUGUCACAGUCGAGAUGAUCCACAACACCCUGAAGUCUACGGAGCCACCGGAGCACAGCCCCAGGAGGACACACUCAGCCGCACAGAGGAAGCUGUGGCGAUACUCGGGCUGUAGAGGCGCCGGCCAGGUGGAGAGUCAACGUCGCAGCGUUUGCGUGUUGGCUGCGGACUUGAACACUGGAGAGGGAGGAGGAAGAGGAGGAGGAGGAGGAGGUGGUGGUGUGAUGCACACUAUCCACGGGCUGUGUCACCUCUGCAUCGGAUGUAGGCUGCCUCAGGUGACCAUCCUUCGAGGAAAGGAUGGAUAUGGAUUCACCAUCUGCUCGGAUUCCCCUGUCAGGGUGCAGGCUGUUGAUCCAGGGGGUCCAGCAGAUCAGGCUGGUCUGCAGCAGCUGGACACUCUCCUGCAGCUAAACGGCCAACCAGUGGAGCAGUGGAAAUGUGUGGACUUAGCUCAUGCUAUAAGAAACAGUGCCAAUGAGAUCACAGUGGUGGUGUGGCGUACCGGCCCCUCAGUCAAACCUAACUUUGAAGGCCUCAUCCACCGGCCCUCCUACAAACCGUCCACGUCGAACUACGACGCCCCCUCGCCACCGACCCGCAGGCGUGCGCCAGAUGUCGGCCCAAGCAAAACCCCCCCAGCCGUGCCGCCCCUCCCGGCCCACCACCGUGCCGCUGCCACCCGCAGGCUUCUGGUCAACGGCUCCGAAGCUGGAAACAGCGGCGGCUUGGGCAUGGGGACCCUGGCGUGGGGGGCCCAGGGAGGGUCUGCAGAGGAGCUGGAUGGGAAACCGAGACACCUCCACCAUCCUCACACCGCCACGCUGAAGGGAACCAGGGUGAAGGCCUCCAACGGGGACAACUACAUCAUCCUGGCGCCCAUCAACCCUGGAAGCCAGAUCUUGAGGCCUGUUUAUCAAGACAACCAGGGGACGUUAGCCGCCAGGUUAUACCCCACUCGGCAGACUUCUGGUCCACAGCCCCAGAGUGGUGGCAGUGGGGUGUUUUCUGGAGGUAUGACCAGUGGUGGAGGUGGAGGUGGGGGUGGUGGUGGCGGAGGUCUCUCCAGUCGCACCGGCUUCCUCCGUCGAUCCAACAACUCCAAGACAUCAAAGGCGUCGUCCACCUCCACAUCCACUAAUGCUGGUAUAGCCAACUACCAACAGCAGAAUUCCAAUUUUGCCAACUACCAGAACUGCACCAUCGUCCGCUCACAUACUCCACACGGCAACUAUGGAUAUGUCAAAGUAGCACCCAAGAUCCUUAUAUUUCCCAUCUUUGUUCAGCCUCUUGACCUGUGCAGCCGAACCCUCGUCAUAUCUGAGGAGAUGAUACUACAUGAGAGUAAGCACCAUUCUCUCAAGGUUACAGUGUUUGUCUACAACGACCUGAUGCUGGUGACGAGAGAGAACGAACCCGGCAGGUGUAACGUCCUUCAGAGUCCCCUGUACCUCCGACAGCUGCGACUCCAGGACGAUUACGCCGAAGAACUGAGAUUCUACCUUAUACACAUGACGGAGAAGUGUGACUGCCUGCUCAGCCUGGAAGCCUAUUCAGCCGACCAGAAGCGCCGAGUGUGUCAGUGCCUGAAGGACAACAUUGACAAGCAGCUCCAGCUUCACAGGAGGGAGGCUCCCGUUCCGCAUUUCGAACAGAUGUUAGAGCCUAAGGUGGAUGCCCCUUCAUGUGAGCUGGGCGGAGUAGGAGGAGAUCGAGGAGGUGUUUGCCUCCACCUGCCCCCACGAAGCUCCGAGGGCGAGGAAAGCAGCCUGUACCCCUCCAGCCCCUCUGAGCCCCCCACACUGGGCAGCCCUCACCCCUCAGAGCCUCUCACCCCUUUGGAUGAGAUCUACACACCCCUUGGAGGUCUGGUGGGAUCCGAGGAGCGACACAAGGUGCCUCCGACUCCACCUCCUUCCACGGAGGGCGAGGACUGCAAGAGCAUAGAGGGGCACGAGAUGGAGAUCUGGAGAGAGAGGAAGGAUGAGGACAGCAAGGGGGAGAUAGGAGGAGAAGAGGAGGAGGAGGAGGACAUGGCCAGCAGAAAGAGUGCAGGAAGUGAGGAGGGGGUUAAAGAAGGAGGAGAGGAUGACGGUGAAAGGAAUGACGAGGAGGUCAACCUGAACCUGGUGGUGUCCAACACAGAUGAGGACAACGUCUCAGAGCCGCCCGACACCAACGCCCCACCUUCCUCCUCCUCGUCUUCAUUCGUCAUCCCCGAGCUGCGCCUCGAUCGCUCCUUCAGCGCCGACGCCCUCUCCUCACCCAACACCGAUGAAGAAGAGUACGACGAAGACGAAGAAGAGGAGUCCGAAGAGGAGGACGACGAAGACGACAGCGACGACGCCUACCUGCAGCGUACUGACAGCAAGCGCCGCAGCAUGGUGGAGGGGGCCACCUGCGAGAAACACGGAGGAGGGGGCCUCAGUGUGCAGAACUCCCUCCGCAGGCGCACGCACAGCGAAGGCAGCCUCCUGCAGGACCCGCGCACGCCCUGCUUCACCUCCGACAACGCCAUCAACUGCCUGGAGGCCGGGGGAGCGCGCCACAAGAGCGGCUGGACGCUCCCAUCGCCCAAAACCUUGAAGAAAGAGCUGACCAAGAACGGAGGCUCCGUGCAUCAGCUGUGCAUGCUGUUCUCCGGGAGGAAGCUGAGCUCCGGAUCCCCCUGUAGCUGCGAGGUCGGCCCCGAAGGCACGAAGAAGAAGAAAUCCAAGAACCUGGCCAAAGACAUGAAGAAUCGGCUGGCUUUCCUGCGGAGGAGGAAUGAAUCCCCAGGAAGCAACCCAGCCAGCAAGUUAGACAAAUCUAUGAAGUCAGUCAAGCCCACCCCAGAAGAGGCACUCAAAUGGGGGGACUCACUUGACAAGCUGCUGGCACACAAAUAUGGCCUGGCAGCGUUCAGAGCUUUCCUGCGCACAGAGUUCAGCGAGGAGAAUCUGGAAUUCUGGCUAGCAUGCGAGGAAUACAAGAAGAUCAAGUCGCAGUCCAAGAUGGCCUCCAAAGCCAAGAAAAUCUUUGCAGAAUACAUCGCCAUCCAGUCUUGUAAAGAGGUAAACCUGGAUUCCUACACUAGAGAUCACACUAAGGACAACCUGCAGAAUGUGACACGCUCCUGCUUUGACCUAGCACAGAGGCGGAUAUACGGGCUGAUGGAGAAGGACUCAUACCCUCGCUUCCUGCGCUCAGAACUCUAUUUGGACUUAAUCAACCAAAAAAAGCCCAGCUCCACUUCGACUUCAUCUUCAUCAUAAGAGAUGAAACAAACAAAAAAAAUAUAUAUAUAUAUAUAAGGAGAAGAGAAAGAUGAUGAAAGAAAAAAAGGGGCAGACUUGAAAAAAACACAUAGUGGGUGGUAUGUGAGCUUCUUUGUUUGCCUUUUUCAUUUUUUUUGUGUCUUGUCAUCCUGUUCGCUAUUAUUUCUCGUUGUUAUGGUGUGAGAGGACGCGGCAAAGCUAUGGCACUGCAAAGGAAUGUAGUUUACACAGUUACCAGGUGGAUGGAUGAAUGGAUGGACUGGUGAAUGGAUGGAUGGAUGAUGCUAAAAAUAACAGAUUCCCAUGAGCAAGGGCUGGAGCAGGAGCUGGACGCUUGUCUGAUCACUGUUUUUUAUAGUUUUGGGUUUUUUUUGGUUUAAGUCUCUUGUCAGGAAAAAAAACAAACAUUUGUUGUGUUUUUUUUUGUCCAGUUGUACUGGAGAAAAAGAGGGGUUGCAUCAAAAACCCUGCAGACAUGAAGACAGUCCGGUACUGUUUUGUCACUUUUUUCCUUUAUUUCUAUUGAGACUCUCCCUCCUUUUUCCUCCACCGCGUUCUCUGUGAAGCGACUUCAAAACUGUUGGUACUUUUUCUUCGUGGUUUUUCAUCAGACUCCAAACUUUGCGAUGGAAGAGGGGAGGAAAAAAACGAGAUGAUGUCUGAAUGAAAACUACCGUUCUGGCUGUAUUUCGCACGCAUCUGUUAAACCCUGCAUUCACGCACAGCUUCUAUAAAUGGCUUUCACCUUAUUCAGACUGUGGGAAGAUACUGUGAGCGUUCGACAGGGACACGAACGGAGACAGAGCCGGACAAAGAACAUAAAUGUAUGAAUAACAGACGGACUGGAGCUGUGACAGAACACAGGCGUGUGUCACAUUAAAAGACGUGAAAAGUCGCAGUCGAAGCCAGAGAUGGAAAAAAAAAGACGACUUGCUUCCUGUCUCCGAAGACUGUUUACAACGAGGAAUGAAAACUGAAGAAGAAAAAGAGGAAAAAAAGUGUUCCGUGCAGCCAAAAUUUCCUUUAACAUUGUAGCUCAUUCUGGACUAAUUGAGGAAGCAUUCUCAGGACAUUGCUAUGGCAGGUUAAAGCUUGGUUAUUUUCUUCUCCACUCUUUUUGUUUUUCUACACACUCACUGUUUAUUUGUAAACGCGUUAGGAUUCCAACCUGCACUCCCUUGUUCUACUGAGCAAUGCACGAGAGGUUGCUCGUUUCGUAGUCAGAGAAAAAGAGAAAAUGCUUCGUGUGUACAAAUGUUUGCCUAUUUAUUUAGAUUAACUUGGUGGAUGCUUCUACAGACACCCUCACGUCCUCCAGAGCACUCAGCUAAACGCUCUCACUUUCCUCUUAACCACCAAACAGGUCCAAUGCUGUCCUGAACUUUAAGUGCAAUAUUUUCUUUUUUUUUAAAUUCUUAUUUUAUUAUUAUGUUUGGUUUUGUUCAUUUAUUUGGAUAAUUUUUUGGAUUUUUAACGGGGAAGGCAGAACAGCUUGAGCUCUGUAUUAACUUUAUUUGUUAAGAGAAAAAUACUUAGAGCUAUAAGGUUGACUUACAAACGUAAAAACUUUCAAGAAGCAUAAGUAGUUUAAUGAAUUUUAAGCAAGUGAUUCUAACUGUGUGUUACCCCCCCUAGCAGCAGGCAGCCGGGGGUUGGGGCGUUAUGGUUGUAAAUAUAAUUCUUUAAGAAAACUAUGUGAUAACACAUUAAAAACAAACAAAAAACAAGAAGCCAAUAGGUCUCUGCUGGUGAUGAAUGUGGGACCCAGCUGUAUCUAUGUAAAUAUGAGAGACUCAAAACUAUAAGAUGACAUGUAUUGUUAAAACAAACAAAAGAAAUAGGUGCAGGGGCAGGUACAAUCUGCUCUGUUCCCAGGUCAUACACUGCUUGUAAGGAGUUUUCUGAAAUGCAUUUUAUCAUUUUCACUGUUUACAAUUCAAAAUGCAUCUCCUAUGAUAGCAAGUGAAAACAGUAGAGUACAUUUGGUGUCAUUGCUAAUGAUAAAUAAACCAACCAACUGAUGAAGUAA